Molecule: messenger RNA, 1024 nt
Organism: Centruroides sculpturatus (bark scorpion)
Lineage: Eukaryota; Metazoa; Arthropoda; Arachnida; Scorpiones; Buthidae
Product: multidrug resistance-associated protein 4-like
Exons: 6
Biological process (GO): transmembrane transport
Cellular component (GO): membrane
Molecular function (GO): ABC-type transporter activity; ATP binding
Source: RefSeq, a predicted model, not a curated record
AGAGUGGAACAAAGAACUACAGAAAAGAAAUCCAAACGUACUAAAAGCUGUAUUACGAUUCGUUGGAUGGAUAUUCUUAGCAUUAAUUUUACUUACAUUGAUUCAGGACACAGCACUAGUUGUGGGCCAAGCACACUUAUUAGGAUUAACAGUACACUAUUUUGACAAUAAGUUGGAAUGGAAUGAAUACAAUAUUUACUUAACCGUUGCCGGAUUUUUUGGCGUGACUGCAAUUUAUUUCUUUACAUAUAAUACUAAUUUAAUUAUGACAGAAUUUAUUGGAAUGAAAUUAAAGAUAGCUUUUUGCACGAUUAUAUACAGAAAAGCAAUGAAAUUAAAUCCUUCAUCUCUAGAAAAAUCGAAUGUUGGGCAAAUGGUAAAUCUUAUAGUAAAUGAUGUCAGCAAAUUUCAAAAUAAUAAUUACGGCAUUCCAUAUUUAUUUACAAAUCCUUUUUUCAUCAUCACUACGAUAGCACUUUUAUGGCAAUAUUACGGAUGGACUAUUUUAGUAGGAUUCAUAGCCAUAUUUCUCUACAUUCCUACGCAAUUUGCUUUGAGUAAAUUAUAUUCAAAACUAAGAUUAAAAGCAGCUGAAUUGGGAGACGAAAGAUUAAACCUGUUGAACGAGAUGAUUGCUGAUAUGAGAUUAAUUAAAAUGUACACCUGGGAAUUGCCAUAUGCUGCAUUAAUUGAGAAAAUUAGAGAGAAAGAAAUGAAAAAAAUUCGGAAGUUUUUAUAUGCUAGGGGAAUAUCAUUCAUAAUGGCAUAUCCUAUAUCGAAAUUAUUUACUUCUCUCACAUAUCUUGCAUUUUUCUUAAAUGGAGGACAACUAAAUGCCCAAAUUGUAUUUGUCACUAUGACUGUUUCUAUGUAUAUCUUCGUUAGCACUGUUAAUUUGUUUACACAUGCAAUAAAUUAUACUGUAGAAGUUUUGGUUUCGUUGAAGAGACUUCAGGUAACGAACAGUUUAAAAAAUUGUUGUUUUCAAGGUUUAUUACUAAAAUAUUAAUUUAGAAAUUAUUCA